AUGCCCCCGCAAUCCGUCCGCGUCCUCACCAACUCGUUCGUGAUCAAAAGCCUCCCAAAGCUCUCGUAUAUCCAGUAUGAAGGUGAGUUCGAUGUCGUUCUUGCGAGCGUUAUCACUGACAUGCUUUGUUUAGUUUCAUUCGGUCCUGGGGACAUCAAGGCAGCACCCAAACGACAAAGACUUGUCCAUAAUAUGCAAAUAGCUUUUCCCGCAAUUUUCACGUCCCGGGCUUUAUACGACGGUGGGGCACUUCUGUAUACUCCGGUCGAACUCACAACAACCGUGUUUCGGGUUCAUGGCUCCAACCAGUCGGCCCCUCCCGACGCGUAUGGUUGGUACGAAGUUCGACUCACCCGAACCUCAGGACAAGUUAUCAAUUCGCAGUCUUUCACAUCCAUAUUCGCUUCGAGCAAGACAACUUCCGAGUCGGCUUCAGCAGCCAAUCUACUCCAAUUGAUGCUUUGCCAAACCCAAAACCAAGAUCAGCCCGGCAACAAAAAGGCGUAUUUCUUCGAACAAGGCAAGAUGCGCAUCCCCAAAAUGCCAAUAGAGCUUUGGCAUGGUUUUCAUCAAGCUGUCCGGCCCAGUCCAGGAAGACUCCUCGUCACUGUCGACACGACGGUGGCUGCAAUGUACAUGAGUGGUUCGCUUAUGGAUGCAGCUCUAGCUGUGCUUGGGGCAAAUGAUGUCCGCCGUCUAGGACCAGACAACCAAAAACAUCCUGACUUCAUCACACUCCAGAAAUUUUUCAAGAAGAAGCAAAUUUAUGUCAAAAAUUUAGGGAAACGGGUCAAGACCAUAUACGCAUUAAUGCCUGGUCCCGUUGGCCCCUUCGAAUUUCAGAGCAAGGGAAAUGGACCGAUGACCACCAUUGCGGAGCAUUAUAAGGCGGCGCACAACAUCAGACUGCAAUACCCCAAUACUGUUGGAGUUGUAACGUCCGGAAAGAGUGCUCCGUUCCCAGUCGUUAUCCCGAUGGAGCUUUGCGAAAUAGUACCUGGCCAACCCUACAAGAAAAAGCUUCCGCCAGAUGCUGGUGCAACGGUCAUCAGUUUCUCCGUUCUCAAGCCGGAAGAACGUCUCGCGAAAAUCACUGGCGGCACCCACGGUGUCGCUUCGCCCGUUCAGACGUAUGGCACAUCCGAGUUUAUGGCUGAAGCUGGUGUUGAGGUCAGCACUGUGCCCAUGACAGUCAUGGGUUCGCUGCUUGAAGUUCCGCCACUGAUUUACAACAACAAAAAACUAGUGGCACGUUCUCUCUAUCGUAUCACAGUCGAGAAUUGCUUAUAUUCGAAUAACCAGAAUCCUCGCGAUGGCUCUUGGAACGUUCUCGGGUCGCAAUUUAACUCACCUGCAAACAUCCAGAAAUGGGGCCUCGUUAACUUGAUUCCUGGCCUCCCGUAUCCUCGAGUUCAGUCCAUCAUGAAGCAGCUUGCCGAUUGCUGCGAGAAUCUUGGCAUGAAGGUCACUCCUCCCCCAGACGGCGCCAUAGUUCAAGGCAAUCCCGGCUCAGUCCGCAGCUCGCUUGAAAAUGUUUGUCGCGUUCUGGACAAACCUGAUAUAAUUCUAGUCCUGUUGCCCGCAAAUGCAGAAGAUCUCCGAGCUGAGGUCAAACACACCGGUGACAUCGUUCUUGGUGUCCGAACACAGUGUUUGCGCCAGUCUAAAUUACCUCAAGAGGGUCCCCGUGCUUCUCAAUACUAUAACAACGUGGCGCUCAAGGUCAACGCGCGAAUGGGAGGCCGGAACGCUCUGGUCAAAUCUGCCGCCCUUCUAGAAGUUUCGCAAGCGCCUUUCAUGAUAUUCGGCGCCGAUGUUGCGCAUCCUGGACCCGGGCAAGCCCGCCCGUCGGUUGUCAGCCUUGUGUGGUCCAUGGAUCAGUAUGGUGCAACCUAUUCGUCAACCACGCGUCUUCAGCCGCCUCGCACGGAGAUCAUUGUCGACCUCAAGGCCAUGUUCAAGCAGGCCAUCGUCAUGUUCGGUAACAAGUUUAGAAGAACCCCUGCUCGUGUCUUUUUCUUUAGAGAUGGCGUCUCGGAGGGCGAGUUUACCACUGUCAGCACAGAAGAAAUAGUUGCUAUCAAGGCUGCGAUUGACGAAGUUUGGACCGAGCGUAAAGUUCCUGCGGUCAAGCCCACGCUCACCUUCCUGGUUGUUGGUAAACGCCACCAUGUGUCGUUUUUCCCGUCUCCUCAAGACCGUGCGGUCGGCGAUAGGACAGGAAAUUGCCGCGCCGGUCUUGCUGUCGACAACGACCUCCGCAACCCUCAGUUCAAGGACUUCUACUUGCAGUCUCACGCGGCGAUUAAAGGCACGUCGCGCUCCGCUCACUAUACGAUCCUAUUGGACGAGAACUUCAACGAAAACCUCACCAAGUUGCAAGAGCUUUCAUUCGCUCUGUGCCAUAUCUAUGCGAAGGCCACUCGAUCAGUCUCCAUCCCAGCGCCAGUCUAUUAUGCAGAUCUGGCGUGUGCCCGCGGUAAGUUCCACAUCCAGCCCGGUUCGGAUGUCGAAAUCGAUGGGUCCACAACAACCGGUGGUUCAAACAAGGAGUUGGAUUUGGACAAGUGGCAGAAAGUUUUCAAAGACGUCCACCCGAACAUGCUUAUGAACAUGCCUUUCUUGUAG
Molecule: messenger RNA, 2628 nt
Organism: Mycena indigotica
Lineage: Eukaryota; Fungi; Basidiomycota; Agaricomycetes; Agaricales; Mycenaceae
Product: Argonaute-like protein
Exons: 16
Coding region: 1-2628 (875 amino acids)
Molecular function (GO): protein binding; RNA binding
Source: RefSeq, a predicted model, not a curated record